Messenger RNA from Glycine soja, 835 nucleotides. RefSeq lists its product as uncharacterized. The transcript has a single exon. NCBI's taxonomy places the organism in Eukaryota, Viridiplantae, Streptophyta, Magnoliopsida, Fabales, Fabaceae. The record is from RefSeq and is a predicted model, not a curated record. The coding region runs from base 181 to 468 and encodes 95 amino acids.
UUGGACUCCAAUACGUGCUAUUACUCCACGUCAUCACACAUACCAUCCCACACCUUUAAACCCCCAAGAAGCCCUCUGUCCUCUCACCUUCAAUGUCACAAACCAACUCCCCUAAAAUCUUUCACUUUCUCUGUUUUCCUCUGUUUCUUCUCUGUUUUUCCCUCAUUAUCACACAUAAAAAUGGAGGGUCUAAUUCCAUUUGUGUACAAAGCUAUAAUGCAGUACAAGAAUGGGAAACAAGGGCCUAUCGGUUCAUGGCUUUGUGAGUCACCUUCUUACUCAUACAUGAAACUUCCCGGUGACUCGGGUCGGUUUCAUACCUCUGCUUCUUCUCUGAUUGGGUCAGAUUAUGGUUUUUCAGCUUCUUCACCAUCUUCUAUGCUUGCUACUUCUUCAACCCAAAUCAUAGUCUCUUCCAGUGUUCAAUCGCCGCACCGUUGCGUGAAUUCACCAAGAGUUCCAACAUGAACUUCUAGACAAACAUGUUCUGGUACAUGAAUGUGGCUACUGCGUAUGUUGUUAAGAGUUCAAGUUUGUCUUUUCAAAUGGUUCAACUUUGGGACCUUGUUUGAACUUGCAAGCAUGUGGAUAACCAAAGGAGUCCUACGCUUGCAUGGUUGUAUUGUGCAAUUGUAAAUAUUUAUUAUGAUGUUUAUGAAGAUUUAUGUGAUUCAUGGCCAAAGGGUCAUUUAUACUGUGUUGUUAGGGGGGGGAAAUGUCAAGUGAAUGGAUGUGUUUCUUGACUUAAGGGGGUCAUGGAAACUAUGAAUUUGUAGAAUAAUUAGAUUGCAAUUGUUUGUUCGUUUUAUUUUGAGUUUUGAUUUUUUUUUCUCAA